Molecule: messenger RNA, 3041 nt
Organism: Perognathus longimembris pacificus (Pacific pocket mouse)
Lineage: Eukaryota; Metazoa; Chordata; Mammalia; Rodentia; Heteromyidae
Product: zinc finger protein 883-like
Exons: 4
Coding region: 230-1885 (551 amino acids)
Biological process (GO): regulation of DNA-templated transcription
Source: RefSeq, a predicted model, not a curated record
GCCAUCUUCGCCAGGAAAUCCGUGUGUUCUCUGUGUUUGUUGUCUGGAGGCUGUGGUGUCUGAAGUCUGUGGUGCCCGCUGCGAGCGAGGUUCUUUGUGCCUGAAGCUUCCAUGUAGAGAUCCCUUGUACAGUGGAAUCUGGCUGUGUGGACCCCCUUCCCAUCAAGCCUUCAUUUUCCUUAUCAUCCAUAUGUGACACCACAGCCCUCCACAAAGGUCUUUAUGCACAAUGAAAAUGAAGACAUCAGUGAAAACGUUGUCCUUCAAGGAUGUGUCCAUUAACUUCUCUCCAGAGGAGAGGGAAUACCUGAGUCCUGCUCAGUGUACUUUGUAUAGGGAUGUGAUGUUGGAGAACUACAGAAAUCUCAUCUCCCUAGCUGUGUCUUCUCAGUGCACAGAACCAGACAGAAAGCACUCAUUCCAAAAAGUAAUAAAAGGAAGACAUGGAAAGCACGGGCUUGGCAAUUUAAGGAAAGCAUCGGACAAUGUGGUCGAAUGUACAAGUCAGAAAGUCUGUCACAAUAGACAAAACCAGUGUGGGACAACUGCCCGCAACAAAAAAAUUUCCAUUGCUGUCAGAGACCAAGAACAUCUGUUGUCACAGAAAAUAACUAAUCAUUGUAAUGAAAUCCACAAAAAUUUUAGACAUGCCUUAAAUCCUAGUAAACAUCAUUAUACUCUUUUUCCAAAGAACUUUUACAAAUGCAUCAAAUGUGGGAAAGGCUUUCAUCAGUGCUCAAAACUUAUUAUCUAUCAAAGCAUCUACAGUCAAGACAAACCUUAUUCAUGUAAGGGAUGUGGACAAGCUUUUCUUGACAACCCAGCCUUUUAUCAACUUCAGAGGGCUCCUCCAGGAGAUAGACCUCACAAAUGCAAGGAAUGUGGCAAAGACUUUAACAGCUGUUCAGCCCUUAUUCAGCACCAGAGAUUUCACACUGGAGAGAAACCUGGCAGGUGUAAAGAAUGUGGCAAUACCUGUAACUAUUCAUACCUCUGUCAGCAUCAGAGAAUUCAUACUGGAGAGAAACCCUGCAAAUGCAAAGUAUGUGGCAAAGUUUUUAACUGUUCUUCCUACUUUAAUCAACAUCAGAGUAUUCCUACUGGAGAAAAACCCUAUAAAUGUAAAGAGUGUGGCAAAACAUUUAGUAAAAAGGCCUUUCUUAGUCAACAUCAGAGGAUUCAUAGUGUUGAGAAACCCUACAAAUGCAAAGAAUGUGGCAAGGCCUUUAACUGUUCUUCAUACCUUACUCAACACCACAGAAUUCACACAGGAGAGAAGCCCUACUUAUGUCGAGAAUGUGGCAAAGCCUUUAGCUGUUCUUCUCACCUUAAUAAGCAUCAGAGAAUUCACACUGGAGAGAAACCUUAUAUAUGUAAUGAAUGUGGCAAAGCAUUCAAUCAAAGUUCAAUCCUUACUCAACAUCAGAAAAUUCAUACAGGUGAAAAACCCUACAAAUGCAAGGAAUGUGGCAAAUCCUUCAACCAUUCUUCAUACCGAAAUCAACACCAGCGAAUUCACACUGGAGAGAAACCCUAUCGAUGUAAAGAAUGUGGCAAAGCCUUUAACUGUUCUUCACACCUUAGUCAACAUCAACGAAUCCAUACUGGAGAGAAGCCAUACAAAUGUAAUGAAUGUGGUAAAGCCUUUAUCUGUUCCUCACACCUUAAUCAACAUCAGAGGAUUCACACUGGAGAGAAGCCGUACAAAUGCAAAGAAUGUGGCAAAGCCUUUAAUUGUUCUUCCCACCUUAAGCAACACUGGCGAAUUCACACUAGAGAGAAACCCUACAAAUGCAAAGAAUGUGGCAAAGCCUUUAAAUGCUCUUCAUAUCUCAAUCAGCACCAGAGAAUUCACAAUGCAGAGAAACCUUGUAAGGGUAAAUGAGGUGGUAGAACAUUUAGUCAAAAGUUUAAUCCUUAACUUCACAGGAUUCAUACUGGUGAGAAAUAAGGACAAAUAAUAUGCAAAGCCUUUUAACUGUUCUUCACACCUUAAUCAACAUCAGAUACUUAGUACUAGAAAGAACUCCUACAGAUGUAAUGAUUGUGGCAAAGGCCUUAAUGACUGCUUAUCCUGGUUCAACACUAGUAAAUUCAUACUGGAGAAACACUCUUGUAGAUGCAUAGCAUGUGACACAGCUUCUCACAUUUGCUUAGGCCGUUCUCACUUGAAACCAAAGAGUUUGUAUUGGAGAGCCCUACAAAUGCCAAGAAUGUAGCAAGUCCUUUUUUUCCCCUUUCAGCAAAUCUCAUUCCUAUCCAACAUAAAAUUCACACUGCAUAGAAACUUCAUCGAAGGAACCUUGUCCAAUAUAUGCACCUCUGAGGAAGAAAAUAUUCAUGUAUACUGGGAAGCACAUUCCAUGUGUAGAGUACAGCAAAGCCUUUGAUCAUAUCUGCGUAUGGAAGUGGGGUUUGAACUCUGGGCCUUGCUCUUACUAGGUGGGUGCACUACCAGUUGAGCAGUGCUCAUGCCCCUUCUUUUUUCACAUAAGGUCACCUUUACAUGUUGCCAGUAGGGACCUCAAUCUGCUUAUUUCCCCUUCCCACAUAGCUAGGAUGACAGAUGGGUACCAUUAUGUCAAGCUUCUGUUUUGAUCUGCUGAGAUGGAAUCCUUGCAAACCAGUUGCCCAAACUUGCCUCAAACCAGGAAUCUCUCUUUAUCCCUUCUUCCUGAGUGGCUGGUGUUACUGGUGUCACUUCAAAUCUUAAUGGAUAUAAGGGAAUUAUAGUUGAAAUCCUACUGUAGUUGAAUUUGCCAAAACCUUGUCAUAAUUACAUUAGUUGAUAUGAUUGAGAGGCAUAAAUGAUCACAGUCAUCAGAACAGUGCAGAUAACUCAUCUCUGAAAGGAACUUUGAUAUAAAUCCAGGUUUCUGAACAAUUUCUGUUAGGAACUGCAUGAAGCACAGAUCUGACAUAGAUCAUAGGAGAGGAACACGAUUACUUCUUGAGGGUUUGUAUUUUUUCAGACAAUACAGUGGAUUUUGAUAUACUAUUUGGAUUAUUGUUUUAGCAAAUAAAAGUGAAUAAUUAAUGUG